Molecule: messenger RNA, 4714 nt
Organism: Xiphias gladius (swordfish)
Lineage: Eukaryota; Metazoa; Chordata; Actinopteri; Istiophoriformes; Xiphiidae
Product: peroxisome proliferator-activated receptor gamma coactivator-related protein 1-like
Exons: 11
Coding region: 98-3829 (1243 amino acids)
Biological process (GO): positive regulation of transcription by RNA polymerase II
Cellular component (GO): nucleus
Molecular function (GO): RNA binding; transcription factor binding
Source: RefSeq, a predicted model, not a curated record
AAUGGAACUGGUGGACACAGUCUGAUCCCAAGUCGGUGCGCUCCGCGUGCCUCCAGCCCGUGACCACGUGCCUCUCCAUCCGACCUGCCAGCGGACCAUGUGGAGCGGCAAGAUGGCGGCGCGGUGGAGGGGGAAAAACGGGGAUUUAAAUGCCGACAACAGCGACUUUCUGGAGCGCAACAGCCCCAAUGAGUUGGUCCUGAGUAGAGGUGAUGUUGAAUGUGUGGAGAUGGACACACAGUCCUGUACGGAUCACUCCAUCCUGGCUAUUUUUGAGGACUCCACAGUCGCAUCAGAGGGUAAGAGUGGAGUGGAGGAAGAGAGUCAGACCCUGCUGUCAGCCCUGACUGAGAUGCUGGACAGUGUGGAGGAUGACGAUGGGACUCUGUCUCCCUUUGAUAUUCUGCCAGACACCAGUCUCCUCAUCCACCCAGAGUGCAGGGGCAACUCAUUGGCAAUAUCACUCGCUGACAGACUUAGACCAAGACCCAAAUCAACAAAUCUAACAUUCCCAAUUAAGAGGGAUGGAGAAAAGGAAGAUCAGAACAUAACAGAGAGAAACAGCCCCCCACAGCUGCUCACACAACAAAGUCAAACAUUGUUUCACUCCAAAACUAAUAAAGAAGAGAAUGAAGUGGAGGUCUUCACCUCAACUUCUCUCGUCAACCUGGUUAAGCUCAUGCACCCCUACUGUCUGAAGCUGCAUGUGGAGGAGGGGGAUAAACUGAGGAAAAACCAAACAUUAUUCUCCCAGGAAGAGGUGUGGAAGUAUGAGAGGCCCACUGAGGAGAGUGAUGAAGAGAUAAAUGUUGUAUCUGAUGAUGACGAACCUGUGAAAGAGACAAAGGGGAAAGAAGAGGGAGAUGUAAAAAGAGAUGAUGGGAAACUCCUGAAGAGUGUGUUGCUGAAUGGAAACUCACACAGAGCGCCGCCAUCCAGAGAGAAGAAAAGAGUGAGCUUUGGCCCCAUUCAAGUGGCUUCAUUUAACGAAUCAGCGGAAAAGGGAUUGAAUGAGAAAAAUCUAACAAGUGGACACACAACUGAGACUGUGUCAGUUCCACUAAACAGCACAAAAGCACUUGGAAAUCCAGCUGGGUCGGCACUUGAACCCCAGACGACACCAACCUCAGAAAUGAAUGGUGACAAGGCUGAAAUUCUGCCACCUAAAGGUGAGACAAAGGCCAAAUCACUCAGUCUCCAACAGUACAGACAGCUGCGCCAGAAGAGACAGCCCCUGGUGGAGAAACAGAGGAACUACACGACCAAGUGGCCCUCCGUUUCUGAGCCCCCCAAGGAGUUGCCCCCCAUCCUCUGUUUACAGGGACGAAGACAAAAUAGCUGUGGACCAAAGACAGCACACCACUAUCCAGACCAUACCACAAUCAGUAUUAAUCAUAUCCAUAAACCUGGGUACAAGACUUUAUCCCAUCGUACCUCUCUACCGCCAAGGCCUAGCCCCUCACAGUCAAAACCACCCAGUCAUCCACGCUGCAGCGGAUUAGAUUUCCCAAGACCUGAAUCCAAAACCAUCUCACCUGCUGGUCCAAUUCCAGACGUCAGAACUAACCCAAAUGCGAAUGUGCCUGAAAGCAAAAAAAGUCCAGCAAAGAAACCAACAUUGCUUAGUAGCGAUCCCCCAAAUCCUGUCCUCCUUCCCAUGCCAGUUAGCCAAACCACAUCACUAUCAACUGCCGACUCCUCAUCAAAAUCCAAAGUGGAGUUCUUCAACAUAGACUCCGACCUCGAGAGCACCGCACACUUACCAAAAAUCCAAAAUGAAUCCUCAGCAGCAUUUCCUCAAACACAGCCAUCCUCCUUAGAGCCAAAGCCCCAGGUGUUGCUAGUAAACCAAAACGGCACCGCCCUGCUUCAGGAAAUUAAUGACAAGUUUACCGAGAUAGCCUCAGAUGUCUCCUCUAGACCUCCAGCGUUGUGUCCUGCCACAACACAAACUGAACCUGCCUCAGAGUGCAAUAAACUACAGCCACACAAAUACAGCGUGAGCCCAAAAAAAGAACCAAAGACUCCUCAGUCACCAAGUCCAGAUCCAGUGAGGCAAAUAAAGUGCCCUUCCUCCACGCCACUCUCUGCUCAGCCACCUUGUCCUGCAAAUGCUCCUGUACCGAAAAAGAAGGAGGUGUUACCAAAGGUUCCCCCAAGUAUUUCUUCUCCGGAGGAACCACCAUCCACUCUUCAGGUUGGCUGUAGAGCACAGAGUGCAACAUCCGACUCAGGAAUUGAAGCCCCCGAUCUGACCAGCCUUCUCGAACAGUUUGAGGAAACACAAGCUAAAGUGGAGAGCGUCUGUGAGAACCAGCCCCGACUCGUUAGUGCUACUCGUACCGCGAACCUACAAACAGAAGGACGCACAGAGCUGGAUAGAAGUCAGCCUGCGGGAUCAGAAAAGACCUCGCAAUUACUACCGACCCCCUCUGUGGAACCACUUGAACCUUCAGAAACCAACCGGACCCCAAAAACCCUCAGGAAUCUGCCACAGUUCCAAACGUUGGAGUGUGUGGACAUCCCCGAGCCCCUCGGCACUGAAAUCAUCCUCCGCACUCAGCAAGAGCAGCCUGCGAGACGCAAAAAUCCUCCAUCCAAGGCCAUUCAGAUCAUCGAUCCCCGUCCUCUACCAUCCAAGAAGACUCACAUCAGCACUUCAGAGCCUCCCGCUGCUCACGCCUCUCCUCACACGUAUUCAUCCGUAUCAUUGGAUCACGAUUACUGCGCGCCUGUGGAUCACUCACUUACAAGCGCCACUCAGCGUAGCAGAGCUAAGCCCUCCAUACUCAAGGAUAUUUCUAAAAUUACUAAUGAAUCGCAGGUUACUGCUCUCGACUCAUGUGCUGCUGCUGAAUGGAAAACCCAGACCUCGACUGGACAAACAAAGUCUGUGUUGCAGCAUCACUCUGAGCAACCCAGGACUAGAUCAGAGUCACACCAGUCCACAGACAGAUCUCCGCAGUUUUCAGACUGCAGUGCUGCCGCAGGAGACGGUGGUGCAAGUGAAGACGAGACAGCCCCAUGCCCUCUCCCUACACCUCCACCCAGCCCUCCUCUCAGAGGGAGGGAGAAGAGGAGAUAUCGGAGAAGAUCCCCUAAUUCCGACUCCAGCUCCAGCUGCUCCUCCUCGUCAUCUUCCUCCUCCAGCUCUGUGUCUCACUCUCCAAAAAGAAAAAAGCUCCGUCACAAGCGUUCAGCGAGCAGUUCAUGUUCGUCGUCCCCCUGUCGCUCCGUUUCCCACUCCCCACCUCGGCGCUACAGGUUGUCUUACUCCAGAUCGAGAUGCAGCAGGUCAAGAUCCAGAUCUUGGUCCCAGUCCAGGUCCCCAUCUAGAUCCCGAUCACCAUCCCCACGGAUUUACUGUAGGCAGUGGAAAGACGUUUACAGCAGCAGAGAAUCCAGGAAGCUCAGGAGAGAGCACGAGAUUAGGAUUCAGAAACUUAAAGCCAUAGAUGAGCGCAGGGUAGUGUACGUCGGCCGCAUCCGCAGGUCUAUGACACACGACGAACUGAGAGAACGCUUCUCUCAGUUCGGAGAGGUGGAGUGUGUUUCCCUUCACUUCAGAGACAGGGGAGACCACUACGGCUUUGUCACGUUCUACAACAUGGAAGAUGCUUUCGCAGCCAUUGAUAAUGGCGGCAAACUACGGAAGGCUGAUGAGCUGCCAUUUGACAUCUGCUUCGGUGGUAGAAGACAGUUCUGCAGUUCUAACUACUCUGAUCUAGACGCAAACAGAGAUGCAGACCUGUCUCCUGCCAAGACUAGGUUUGAGGACUUCGACUUUGAUUCCCUGCUGAAGCAGGCCCAGAGAGGAUUAAAGAGGUAGCAGAGCACCAAGCUGCAUGUGGCAUCGACGAAAAGAACAUUUUUUUUCCCACAAACCUCAGAGCUUCUUUGCUCGCACUUAUGUAGCAAACUUUUGUAUGUUAGUGUUUUUUUUUUUCAUGUAAUAUGCAUGCAGUUUUUAUGUGUGCAAUAAAUAUGAACAUAUAUGUAGCACUCUUAAUUUGAAAACAUGUUACUAAUGGAACCGGCUAAAGAUUUUUGUUGCAUUCCAUAACACUCAUAAAACUUUUGUAUAUGUAAAAAAAUAAAGGCUGUUCUUUGUGUGUCCUGAUGAACUGUCAGCUACAAGUGAACUGAAAUUUAUUUGGUUUCUCUCUUCACAGCAGACAUUUUGACAUGUCAAUCGAAGGAAAAGCACGGGCGCAACUAACCACUCAUUAAAUGUAGUGGUCCCAGUGAGCCACACCAGUGGACUAGCAUGUAUUAUACUGGGUGCCAUGGAACUACACACACCUGCUUAGAGUGCAACCAUUGAUAGUGUUAUUAGUCACACCUCUAACUGACAACCUGUCCCCUGCUACAGUAAAUGUGACCUACAAGCCAGUUCUGCUGUAGGCUCUGUGUCUCGUUAGAGCCUCAUCUGUUUCUGGUUUUUGGAAGCCCCCUGGGGUUUGGCUGACUUACAAUCUUACAACAUCAAACCAGUUUUUGUUCUGCAAGCCCCAUAUCUUAUCAGUCUCAUACAUUUAUUUAUUUAUUUUUUUUCAAUUAUAAGAAUUGUAAAGACUGUCCUGUCAAACAUGAAAGCUGUGACAUAAAAUGUGGAUUUUACUUGAACACAUCCAGUUACCUGCCUCCGGUAACUUUGUCAGGUCAUGUUGUAACUUCUCUCCUCUUUCAGUUGACCUUUCCUGUGGCAGAUUUG